Messenger RNA from Penicillium brevicompactum, 1086 nucleotides. RefSeq lists its product as uncharacterized. Gene Ontology annotation, molecular function: ADP binding. The transcript has 3 exons. The coding region runs from base 1 to 1086 and encodes 361 amino acids. NCBI's taxonomy places the organism in Eukaryota, Fungi, Ascomycota, Eurotiomycetes, Eurotiales, Aspergillaceae. The record is from RefSeq and is a predicted model, not a curated record.
AUGCGAGACAAGGCUUCCUCGGAAGUGAAGCUGUCUCCUUUGUGGGAGAAGGCUCUGGAGAGCUAUCAUGAAGACCUUGUCGCCGACGAUGACUUCCGAAUGAUACUGAAGACUGGUAGUCUUGAGGAACUUCUCGCAGACGACCAGAUUUUGCAGCCGUUCGGGCCGCAAGGCAGAAAGGCAUUGGACUCUAUGAAUCGAUUAAAACCAACGUUCAAAUUGCUGAAUGAUUUCUCGGUUGUACUGGCAGUCUCCUUUGGUGCAGGCACCGCUGUGACAGCGGUAGUGUGGGGUAGUAUCAGAAUGAUUCUUACGCUGGCAUCCGCAGCGGACAAUACUUUACACGAAGUCUCAGAUAUGCUGGAAGAGCUGAGCCUGACACUACCACGUCUCAAACACUACGAAAGAACCGUGUCGAUGGACUCAGAGAUGGAGGCGACCCUUCUUUCUGUUUAUCAAGAGGUCAUUUGCUUUUAUGCUCGUGCGAUCCAUUUCUUUCGGAGCCACAAACACUCGUUCCUACUACGAAACGCAUGGUCAGAGCUCCGCGAUGAUUUUCAGAGAACCGUUAAGCGAAUCAAACGUCUGUCUAGCGCCAUCGAAAGCGAGGUUGAGCUGACCCGAAUGCGCGUGGAUAAUCAAAAAUACCACGAGGUCCUCAAUUUGAUGGCGAACUUCCACCCUCAACGUCCAGAAGCUGCACCAAAGAUUACCAACUACAUACCUUUCACAGAAAACCCCCGCUUCUGGGGCAGAGAGACUAUUCUCACCCUUAUAGAUGACGCUUUAUCAGCAGAUUCCUUGAAUCGCUCCCUGCGAUCAUUUGCGUUGCACGGUAUGGGGGGCGUUGGGAAGACACAGAUAGCGCUGAAAUAUGCUAAUGCAUCGCGUGAGAAAUUCGAUUGCGUUUUUUGGAUCUCAGCCGAGAACUUGGUUACGAUCGGACAAAGCUUCCGGGAAAUUGCGAAGAGACUUGGCUUGAUCAAACCUGAUACAGAGACGGAUGAUAAUGCUGUCAUGCUAGAAGUAAAGCAGUGGCUAUCGUCUACAAGUGAGUCGUGCUACUCUAUCCGUUGCGAUUUGUAA